This is a messenger RNA of Oppia nitens, 887 nucleotides long. RefSeq names its product ubiquitin-conjugating enzyme E2Q-like protein 1. The transcript has 5 exons. Lineage: Eukaryota; Metazoa; Arthropoda; Arachnida; Sarcoptiformes; Oppiidae. The record is from RefSeq and is a predicted model, not a curated record. The coding region runs from base 120 to 887 and encodes 255 amino acids.
UAAAACUUAAGCAAACAUAACAUUAAAGAUGAAGAUUAAAGACAAUCUUUAUUAGCAUUUGAAAUACACUUCCAGUAAAAUAGCCUUUGAUUGAGUGCUCGCCAAUACAUAUCAUCGAAAUGAUGGCAUUAAGAAAAUUGUUUCGCCUUAAGCCAGGCUCCAGUGAUUCGCGAUCGGUCAGCGCUAAAGACAAUGGCGGUCGACGAUCAAAGAGAUCGUCGACCACUUCUUCUCCAUCAUCUCACUCGUCAUCGCCGACUUGUUUGCCAAACGGUCACUCAUCAGCUCGUAAUCACCAAAUUGUUCCGACAACUAAUCAGCCAUUGAGUCGCCAGACAUCUCCAGAUAAGUCAACGAACAAACCCUCCAACUGUACAAUUAGGUCAAGACGUUUGCUUAAAGAAUACCAAGAGUUAUGCCGUAGUGUCCAAAACAACACCCAAAACGGUUUUACACCCUUUACUGUCGAUUUAGUGAACGACAGUCUCAACGAGUGGAACGUUAAGGUCUACCAGUUUGACAGCGAUUCUCAGUUUUAUCGCGAUAUGAAAGAGUUGAGCGUCGAGUAUGUGCUCCUCAACGCAACGUUCCCCGAGAACUACCCGUUUGCCCCACCCUUUGUCAGAGUCGUGUCACCACAUAUUGAAAAGGGUUUUGUUAUGGAAGGAGGAGCUAUCUGCUUAGAGCUGCUGACCCGACACGGCUGGGCCUCUGCCUAUACUAUGGAGGCAGUGAUAAUGCAAUUGUGUGCCAGUUUUGUGAAAGGACAGGCACGGAUCAAACGUAAUAAAGGAAACGCCAAACAGUUCAGCAAAAAACUGGCCGAAGCUUCCUUCAGAAAUGUUAUUAAAAUCCAUGACCGACACGGAUGGGUGAGUGACGCUUAG